AUGAGGUGGAGUGAGAACGAGACACAUCAGUUCGUCAAAAUUUAUCUCAGUCACGAAUGCUUGUGGAAUCCGGUGCACACUAAUUACAGAUCGAAAGGUAAAAGAUUAAAAGCCUACAGAGAUAUCAUUGCUGCACUUAACGAUACAACAGGUAUAUUACUUAAUGAAACUGAGUUAAAGAUUAAAAUAAAGAACCUUCGAUCUACAUAUUCGCAAGAGGUUUCAAAAAUAAAACAACGCUCAGGACCCAAUUGGACUUACACACCAAAUAUGAAAUGGUUUGGUGAAUGGCAUAAAUGCUUUAGCAUUUUAAAAAAACCUACGGAAGAUUCAUCAUUUGAUAGUCAACAAGACAUAUCAGAGGACACAUCCCCUAAAAUUUGGCUUUCACAAAAUGAAGAACAUCUACAAGAUGAAACUUUGGACCCCUUUCCUGACGCUGAAGAAGAAUACAAUUUAAUUUUAAAACCAGAACCUCGAGAGGUUCCAAAUAUUAAUAUUGACAGAAGUUUCGUACACACAGCUAAUUUAGACAGUAGAUAUGAAAAUAAACGGAAAAAAAUCAAACUUAGAAGUCCAAGUACUGACUGCUUAAACUUUAAAGAAAUCACGGAUUCCAAUACAGAUUGUGGAGAAAAGGAUGAUGAGUUUGAUAUCUACGGCAAAUACAUUGCUUCUCAGUUGAGGAAGAUGGACUUACAAAGAGCUUUGAGACUGCAGUUAGAGAUACAGAGCUUGGUCAGUGAGGCUAGGAUAUCAGAUUUAAAUAUUAAAUAA
Messenger RNA from Arctia plantaginis, 777 nucleotides. NCBI's taxonomy places the organism in Eukaryota, Metazoa, Arthropoda, Insecta, Lepidoptera, Erebidae. The record is from the annotation of a GenBank genome assembly.